GGCGUUUAUGGAAGCGGUUACGGAGCUUUUCUGAUCUCGCCUAGUCGCGAAUAUCAUGCCGGAGGCCCGCUCAAGCAGGACUUGCUGAUCCACCAGGACUCUUUGAUCACCAACUACUUUGUGAGCAGUCAUUUUGGCACCUCCGGAUUGACGGCCCCAUCUGGAUGGACUCACAUCUAUGGACCUUGGCUGCUUUAUUUCAACACUGGCACCAACAGCGCCAUCCUCAGCGAUGUAGCAACUCAAGCAGAGACGGAGAAAGACAGUUGGCCUUACAGUUUUGUGAAUGAUGACGACUAUCCAGUGGACAGAGGCACAGUUAAAGGAACCAUCACUGGCCAGCCCCUGGCUACGAUUAUGCUGUACGAUACGGAAGAAACAUCUUACGAUGAUCAGCAGCUGGGCUACGCAUUCACUACGGAGUCGGACUCUAGCGGGUCAUACACGCUGAAAAACGUCCGUCCUGGCACCUACAACGUGGUCGCCUAUCCAGUGGCUGGACAAGGCAGUGAAAAUGAAGCCAAAACGACCGUUACUGUAGCAGCAGGUAAGUUGCUGGUAAACUACCACCCAAGUGUAGCCUUUUUUUUUCGGUGAGGUUUGGAAAAU
Dendroctonus ponderosae (mountain pine beetle) is the source of this 609-nucleotide messenger RNA. Its product is annotated as rhamnogalacturonate lyase-like. The annotation marks the transcript as partial. The transcript has 2 exons. Gene Ontology annotation, molecular function: catalytic activity; carbohydrate binding. The record is from RefSeq and is a predicted model, not a curated record. Gene Ontology annotation, biological process: carbohydrate metabolic process. NCBI's taxonomy places the organism in Eukaryota, Metazoa, Arthropoda, Insecta, Coleoptera, Curculionidae.